AUGUCGUCUCUAUUUGGAAAAAUCGAUGAGCCUAUCGCAGUAACGAACUCUUCUAAGUCGCGAUUAUCUCUCUUCGACGACGAACCAAGUCCAACCCCAGGAUCCAAAUCCUCGCUAUUCGCAGAUGACGACGAUGUCUCGGGAGGUUCGCCAUGGGAUAUAUCAGUGCCAAAGAAAGCAGCUCGGGGAGAUUUGCUGAAAACUCUCCUUCCGACAUCCGACGUGCCAGAGAGUUACAUUGAUAUCUUUGAUGAUAUGCUCAAGAAUGGCAAUAAUUCCAAUGGAAAGCUUAGUAGGGUCGGUGUCUCAAAGCUUUUAAAGGCUGCAAAUUUAAAUGCCGAUAAGACGAGUUGGAUUUUGACAAUUAUUGCCCCUACUGCAGAGAAAGAUCUAGAACGGAAUGAGUUCAAUGUACUGUUGGCAUUGAUUGGCUUGGCUCAGGAAGAAGAAGGCGUUCAAGAUGUUACACUUGAUGGCGUAGAUGAGCGACGAAGAAAUCUCCCAGUGCCCAAGCUUACAGGCUUGACAACUUUAUCAACCUCGAAUUUAGAGUCUUCUAUCCCAGAUGAACCAGCUACGAAGCCUUCUCAACGACCUAUAACUCCAUCAUCUGUAACUCGGUCACUAUCUCCUCAACAAACUCGAAUGUUACGAAAGGACUCCCUCGAAUUCCCCGAAGCGGAUCCGUGGGCUAGCCCGGCUCUUCAUAAAGGUCAUAAUCAUGCUAGUCCUAGAUCGAAUGGGGCGCCGACGAAUGGAGUACGCGAACCUGUAAGAACUUCAAGUAAUUUUACAACCAAUUCUACUGGUGGAUCGAAUGGAAGUCAACCUCAACAAUCCAGAAGUGUCCCCCAAGAGCCUGUAAGUGGGGGAUGGGGAUCCUAUGACGCGAAUUCAAAUUUCAACAGCUCAGUAACACCUCCUGUUGGCGGAAGCGGUGGAUUUGGUGGCGAUGGCGGAGAAGGGGAACGACCGGAAGAACCUGCGCCACCGGUCCGCACGUUUGGCGGUGGUCGUGUGACUAGUAACGGAGUGGAAGAGAAUAUAGUCGUCACCCUGUUAGCUGAGAAAGAGGGAAUGUUUCUGUUUCAACAUCAUAAUUAUCAAGUCUCUUCUAUUCGUAGAGGAAGCAAGGUUGUGAGAAGAUAUAGUGAUUUUGUCUGGUUGUUAGAUUGCUUACAAAAGCGAUUUCCUUUCAGACAGAUACCCCUUCUACCCCCCAAGAGAGUCGCAGUGAACGGGAACCAUCUGGCUGCCGAAAGCUCAUUUAUGGAGAAGCGAAGAAGAGGAUUAGCACGUUUUUCCAAUGCGCUUGUCAGGCACCCCGUUCUUAGUCAAGAGCAGCUGGUCAUAAUGUUUCUGACUGUUCCAACUGAGCUUGCUGUUUGGCGAAAGCAGGCUACUAUAUCUGUCCAGGAGGAGUUUGGUGGACGGCCACUACCCCCAGGACUGGAAGACUCUCUACCUCUUACUCUCAACGAUCUCUUCGCUCAGACCCGAACGGGUAUUCGACGAUCUGCGGAUGCCUAUGUUAAUAUGUGCAAUCUUAUGGAUCGUCUUGCAAAACGCAACGAAGGGCUUGCUGCAGAUCAUUUACACACCUACGCUAUUGAUACUAAUGAAGUACCAUUAUUGAAUGAGGGCCUUCAUUCUACUGCGAAACAUCUUUCCAACAGCCAAAGUCUUCUCGAAGAUGAGGCAAAAGCCUGGGACCAAGGUGUUUUAGAAGACUUAAAGAGACAGCGAGAUGCUCUUGUCAGCAUGAGGGAUAUGUUCGAUCGCCGCGAUCGCUAUGAUAAAGACAACAUACCAUAUUUAGAGCGCAGGAUUGAGAACAACGAGAACAAGCUUGUCACAAUACGAGCAAGGCCGGAAAACAUGGUAAAGCCAGGAGAAAUCGAGAAGGUCACAGAAGCGAUUAUCAAGGACAAGGAAUCCAUUGUAGCUCAACAUGCACGAGGCAUAUUUAUCAAAGAGUGCAUCAGAGAUGAGCUCAUUUACUUCCAAUCAACACAGUACAGCAUCAGUCGACUAAACCAAGAUUGGGCACAAGAACGUGUCAAGUACUCGGAACUUCAGGCAGAUAACUGGAAACAGUUGCAAGAAGAACUCGAAAGUAUGCCGGUUGGGGAAUAG
Molecule: messenger RNA, 2136 nt
Organism: Sclerotinia borealis F-4128
Lineage: Eukaryota; Fungi; Ascomycota; Leotiomycetes; Helotiales; Sclerotiniaceae
Source: the annotation of a GenBank genome assembly